UAAUACACGGAUAGCGCUCCCGGCGACGCGCCGCUCCUGUCACCGCUGUGCCGCCGACACUCGCUGUCAUAACAACGAACGACCUCUUCUGAAUUAACUUCGUUAGCGUAUUGUUAUAGCUCGGCCCUCUCUCGACACAAAUAACACCUGCCGCGACCCCUUUCAAACCACACAAUAACUGUUCUGUGUUAUCGUGCAUAUACUCACUGUGAUACUUACACUGGAAGACUUAUACUGUUUCCGGAAUAUUUAAAAAUUUAAAAGCGCUGAAUAAAAACAUAAUAGCUCAUUAACCCGAAACAAUGUAAACUCAGAGGCGGCUUCAUGACAGACGAAUCACGAUCGUGGGACUACGUCAGCCCAACUGGAAUAGAUUCGCAUGUACCGUGCGUGAAAUUAAAGGAUAAACAAAUGAAGUCCGGAGCGGCGGGAAUAAUGAAGCAGUCCGCCUCAGGAGGUGUCAAGCAGCAGACACGAGCGUGACCCGCGCGACGCGACUCGGCCGCGCAGCGGGCCAACUGGGCCAUUCGAUAAGCGUGCCCCAUUUACCUGGAUUCAGAGCGGGCGGCCAGCAGUGCGGCGGUGCAUCGGUGCUGGGCGGGCGUCCAACAUGUCGAGCAAGUCGUUCGCCACGGGGAGCAUGCGGUCGACCGCCGGGUCGGUGCGGCUCGGCGCGGGCGCGGGCGCCGGCCACGAGCUCGUGCUCGACGCGCUCUACGAACGCAAGCGCGACAAGAAGAGCGUGCGCGUGCUCACCGUCAUCAUCUACGUCUUCUGCGUCUCGCUCGCCGCCAUCAUGCUCUCCCUCUACUACGUGUUCUUCUGGGAGCCCAGCAAGGAAGCGCAGUACGCGCAGCGCAAGGUGUCUCACACUGUAGACCAGACCAGCACUACACCAAUGCCCACAUGCUUAAUGCCCCACACCGGAAGAGGCGGUGGCGCAGUAGACGAAACCUUGAACUCAACUGCAGGAACUCCAACAGCUGACAAUGCGACCGAGACGACACUAGACCCUAGUUCCUCAGUAUCAAGCUCGGAGCCGCUCCUAUCCACUGAGUCCUUUAGUCUCUCGGAAAACAAGACGAACGGCGUUCGCGCUGACAACUCUAGCGUCACAUGACAAACGAAAUUAGACUAAUAACAAUCGAAUGUAGUCCCAUUCCCUCAACUAUUCAUAGCGCCAAUCGGUAUAGUGUUGGCGACAGGCUAAUCAAAAUUAGAAAUUACUAAAGAACUAUGCAUGUUGCAUAAAACACGA
Messenger RNA from Cydia fagiglandana, 1258 nucleotides. RefSeq lists its product as uncharacterized. Lineage: Eukaryota; Metazoa; Arthropoda; Insecta; Lepidoptera; Tortricidae. The transcript has 2 exons. Bases 611 to 1120 code for a protein of 169 amino acids. The record is from RefSeq and is a predicted model, not a curated record.